Messenger RNA from Eucalyptus grandis, 1314 nucleotides. Its product is annotated as wall-associated receptor kinase 5-like. The record is from RefSeq and is a predicted model, not a curated record. Gene Ontology annotation, molecular function: calcium ion binding; polysaccharide binding. Lineage: Eukaryota; Viridiplantae; Streptophyta; Magnoliopsida; Myrtales; Myrtaceae. The transcript has 4 exons. The coding region runs from base 1 to 1314 and encodes 437 amino acids.
AUGGUUAUCCAUAAGCUUCUCUUGAAGGUUGUGGUGCUUGGGGCUUUAUUGGGUUCUUACUACAAUCGCAUAUCAGAAGCUGCUGAUUUGAUUACGAAGCCCGGAUGCCGAAGUGCUUGCGGAGCCCUCUCGAUUCCAUAUCCCUUUGGAUUAAGGGACAGCUGUUCCAACUGCCGCAUCGAUCACCCAUCUUUUACUAUCGAUUGUGACAACUCUACUGACCCUCCCAUACCUUACAUGCAUAAAAGUAGUAACAUUGAAAUACUCGACAUUUCUGUCGAGGACCAUGAGAUGCGAGUAAAUGUUUCAUCCAGUCGAAAAUGCUAUAACUCUUCUGGGCACGAUGAGUCUUCGAGCAAAUAUCCGGUGCGCUUCCGAACUAAUUUCCCCAUAUCCAGCACCAAGAACAAGUUCAUCGCUAUUGGUUGCGACACGUUGGCCUCAUUUCGAGAUCUUGACGAGAAUUUCCAUUUCGGGUGUACGUCUUUGUGCAGCAACGUUUCAGAUGUCAGCAACGGGUCAUGUUCCGGUGUCGGUUGUUGCGAGAGGAGCAUCCCCAUGGGUUCCUUCGGCUACGAGAUCUUUAUGAGCAGUUUUUCCCACCAUAGCUACGUCUUGGAUUUCAAUCCUUGCAGCUAUGGCUUCGUCGCCGAAGUUGGCUUCUACAACUUCUCAGUUAGCGAUCUUAAGCAGCUUAAAUUUAACCAAUCCACUCUAGUUCUCGACUGGGCAAUAGGGAAUCAAACAUGUGAGGACGCCAAGAAGAACAACGUGAGCUACAUGUGCACCAACAACACCAUUUGCAUCGAUGCUGAAAAUGGAUCCGGGUACAAGUGCGGUUGUAAAGUAGGUUACCGAGGCAAUCCUUACCUUGCGAAUGGUUGUCAAGAUAUUGAUGAAUGUGUGGACCUAGAGAAGACCCCAUGUUUGGGAAAAUGCCAUAAUGUUGAAGGGAGUUAUACGUGCUCAUGCCCAAAAGGUUAUCAUGAUAAUGGCAAGAAGGACGGUGGAAAUGGACAGGGGUGCAUUGCCAAUCCAUUACAAUUGAUGGAGAUUUUGGUUGGUACAGCUGACAAAGAAACUUCUUCUAAGUAUUCGCAAUUAAGAUCAAUUGUUGCUAUUCUUAAGGCGUUAGAGGAUAAUGAGGAUGUUAUUUCGCGGCUUUUGGCUAAACAUGGUUUUGAGAGCGAAGAGGUGCUUAAUGCAGAAAUGCAAAUUAAGUAUGAAGAAGACAUGGUCGAUUUUGAUGAUAUUAUCGAUGCAUAUCAACCUGAUACUGAUGAUGAUGUUGAAGAAGAAAAUGAAGCCGAAUGA